AUGGCUAUUGCGCCCGAUGGCUGCCCUGACUGCAGGCCCGGUGAGCCUAAUGGGCGCUGUCCGAAGCACAAGAAAUACAAUCCCGGUCGCAGCAGGCGCAAGAAGGACGUGAAGGAAAGACUUGCCCAUCUUUUCAAGACCGAGCAACCUCAGAACGACAUCAUGAAUCAGAGCAACACCAUGAGUCAGAGCAAUAUCAUGAGAAAGAAACAGAAGGAGACCAAAACUGUCGAAGAAACCAUCGAGGCUAUCACCGAGAGUGUUGACCCCUCAACCGUCAAGCGCUUUACCUCCUUAGAUGUAGAGGCAUUUCUCACGCCUACUAUCAAGGCUAUUGUCGGCUCUCUCACGAACCCAUCCACCACAGCUACCUCUUCAAGUACCCCCUCAGCUACAGAGCCACCUGUAUCGUCGGAGUCUCGUGCCGCUGCCGCUCCCCCUGGUGUACAGCCUGGUGCCCCUGACUUGAGUGCCACUGGCGCUCCUGUGUCUUCCGUGGAGCAGCUCGAUGAGGCCGCCGUCUCUGCUGCUGCUCAGCAGGCAGAAACCAGCAACACAUUGCCACCUGAGACCGGUGCCUCCAGUCCUGACGGGUCUAGCUCUAGUUUUGAUGACUCUGAUGAUGAAUCAGACUCUUCGGAUGAGUCUGACUAUGCCUACUCUGACUUUGGCGACGAAUCAGAUGACAGCUACGAGGAGGACACCGAUGCAGAAGAUGACGUUGAGGAGGAUGACGCCGAGAUGGUCGCUGUCGGUUCUGCCGAUCAAAACAAACAAACCAUCAUUAACCUUGAUCUUGAGCCUACUCUUGCAUCAAAGAAGAAACAGGAACUCUUUGAAAAGGAACAGGAGGAGGUGCUCGCUCAAAAACUGAUCAAUCUGUACAAGAAUGUUGCCCACAACAAUCCAUUGGGGGUGUUCGCUGAGUCUUGCCUGGACGUCGAAGAGAAGUUCCGCGAAGAGGCAGAACACUUACAAAUCUCCGUUGCAAAGGUGUCCAUGCUACGAGAUGUCCUCGUUCACGAGAUGUACCUCUACGAGUAUAUUGCUCUACAGCCCUCGUCUCCAUUGAUGAAGGGCCUGCCUUCAUGGUUGAAUGACAACACCAUUCACAAUAUGGUCGAUCUGGGCACUCGAGACAGUUCUGUUGAAGGAUCAGAAUUUCUUGACCCUACAGUUGUUGGAUUUGUCCUGCCACUGUCGACGCCUACUGCACAAACCCUCAUUCAACUCAACAACUAUGUCGAUAACAAGGUUACUGCGCCGUUCAAUCUCAAGGAGUCCACUACUCGCGUGGUUGCUGUCCUUGCAUUUCCAGGACAUUGGACGAUGUUUGGCAUCGACUCAAGCACCGAAACAAUCACCUUCGUCGAUAGUCUUCCCGCUCAUGUGCGGAGGCAAUACGCCAGGGAAAAUGUCGUGUGCCCGACGCCCGCCAAACAAGCAAAUCUCGACGACUGUGGAGUCUUCUCAGCCCACAAUGCCAUCAUGUACAUGAAUGGUCAGGAAUUCAAGCAGGCGCAUGAGCCGGCCGAGGCCCGAGAGUUUGCAAUCCGCACAAGAUGGAUGUUUCAAGAGAGAAUUCGUGGUCUUGCGCUAGGUACCGAAGGGCCGAACGACCGUUUCGAAGGCUCUUUCUCCGAGCGCGUUAUUGCUCCUGAUGUUACUGUCAUUGAACACGCUCAAGCUCGCACUGAUGCUCUUAGCAACCUGGUUCGUAAGGAGACGCCCGAUGAGAUCAAAAGAAGGCUCCCAAGGAGGAAAAAGCUACCCAAGGCUGGUAAACAAUAUGCUGGUCAGAUGGCCAAUGACAGACGACUCAGCAAGCGACAGAAGAGGAUUGUAUCUCCUGCUUCGUUCUUGCCCUCUUGCGUCAGUGGCAUUCGAGACCUCAUCUACAUACUUUUGUCAACUCCAGGAAACAUGACUGGUAUGACUGUUGAAGACAUGGAAGGACCAAUCCGUGGAAUGAUGGAGCGUCAGAAGUUUGCUGUUCCCGAGGCAUGGAACCUUGUACAACUUUUGCGAGUUAUCCUUGAUCGGCAAACACAUCAUUUCGAGCAACUCAAGGACGAAAGUGGCAAGUGGAUUGCCACAAGAAUCCCCGCUCGCCAACUGACUGGAAGGUACCUCAACGUGUUACGAAGCAAGAAGUGUAGUCCAACUCCAAGCCCUCUUGAGCAUCCAGCAAUGCUUCAUAUCUACCUUUCGCGGUUCAGUGGCGUUGUAAGCACGAUCCAGCUUGCAAAAUUGGAGAGGUCUUUCGACGCGCGCAUCAAGACGACCAAUGCUCUGUUUGGGGCUCAAAAACAACAACCAGAGACAAAUCUCUACACACAAGGAACCUUGCAGUACCCUAUGCAUAUCAAAUGCGCGUUGCCCAACGUCCAAGGCACCGACCUUCUCCGCGACAUGCUUGAAACGAACCAGGACUGCAUUGUGGCCCUCCAAGAACUGUCGGAUCAUGCUCAGAAGACCAGUCAAGACGAUCCGACAUUCCAUGGUCAAUUCACUUAUCGCAUCAUCGUUUCAGGACUGGAUGGUGGAUCUGUGAAUAAUGACAGUUGGCAAGACAUGAAGGAAACCUACCCUCGCCUGCGUGGGCAGCUCUUGAUCUGUGACGACAGAGGCAUCCCUGCCCCAGACGACCCCGUCGUAGUCCAGAAGCCGAUGCUGGAUUGGGCGACCCCUGCCUGUCUGCUUUCGAAAGCCGAGAGGAAGAAGGGUAAGCACAAGCACGUCGUUUGGGGCAUGUUCGAUAUGGCAAUGUUGGCCCAAGAGUGGACAAGAAGAAGUUGGGCAUCAAUUUCACGAGUUCCAGGUCCCAGCCACGCCAAGAUAGAGCAUGAUCAGCAACUCCUGGCAUGCAGGAAACUUCUGCUCUCCAACAGUCUCAUGUUUUAUUACAGGAUUGAUCGUUCCAUUGCGAUGACUCGCGUCACGGCCCAAUUCACAGACCCUGCAUUCGUCGAUGCUCAAACCACCAACGGGAAUGUUAGUUGGGGCCGAAACGAGUUCGUCGUCGAUCGAUGUGUCCCCGAACAGGAACCAUUUGCUCGAGUGUGUCGAUGGGGCAGCUCCCAUCAGCCUCUUGACACUUGGGCACUGAGUGACAGGCCGCCACAAGACGAUGAACCGCUUCUCGGUUUCUACUGCGACCAGCCUGCAUGCUACGUGCUUGAAAUCGAAGAAUGUAGGCACGCCGCAGCUAUGCUCUCAGUCACUCUGAACAAGACAUCCUUGGAUUUGCACGCUGAGAGCCGCACCCAAAAAUCCAAGGGUUCUAGUUCUGCCAGCAGCGGUUCAGCACAAGAUACCGACCCCAAAUACCUGUUCCUAUGUUCUCUAUGGCCUACGUCGAGUCUGAAUGAAAACCACGCCUUGCUCGAUCCAUUCAUGCAUACUCCUGAUGGCCAGCUUGUGAAGCGAUCUGAGGCCGAUCUGCAGCAGCUUUACGAGUCCGGAUCAAGCCUGGGAACCUUCCACAACUUCCGCAAAUCAUACGAUAAUCAUGUGCGUUACCAUGAGGAUCAGGACUUGGGCCGCACUAGGAGAAAAAAGAAGAAGAGCUCGACCCGAAGACCCGUCGCCUACGUCUCCAAUUGCACUUUGUGGCAUCAUUCGGUUCCUCAACCACAGCGGCAAAUUCUCGACCCCAUCAUUCACGAUACUGAGGGCAAUUUUGUUGAAAAUCCCAAAGAUGUCUUCAAGAAGCUUACGAAAACACACCCGGAGGUUUUCAAGGACCGCAGUAACCUUCAGAAAGGCGUGGAGAGACACGCAGAGGCUCACAAGGAGAAGGGGACCAUCAAGAAGUCCGAACAGCAUACCGCUUGCAAGUUGUGGUCCCUUGCGCUUCAGAAACACAAAAUCGACUUGCUAGACCCGUUGAUCCAUGAUGACAAGGGUUACUUUGUCGAGGUAUCUGAGACGGUCUUUAAACAGCUCCUCAAGGAUCAUCCACAGGCAUUUUGGGACCUCUCUAUCCUCAUGAAGAAUGUGGAAACCCACAAAAAGGCUCACGAGACGCGCGGGACUAUCGCUGCGCCAAAGCAACAAGACAGAGCCCUUUGCAAGUUGUGGAGUCGUCAGCCUGCAAUGGAGAGAAAACAGAUCCUGGACCCUCUGAUUCAUGAUGACGAGGGCAACUUUGUCAAGCGGCCUGAUAAACUCUUCCAAGAGCUUAUGGAGGAGCAUCCAGGAGUUUUCGAGCGACUUGAAAACAUGUUGACGCUCGUAGACACUCAUACAAAGGCUCACGAAAAGGCCGGGACUGUCGCAACAUCUGAGCAGCAGGUCGAUGAUUAUUGCACGUUAUGGAAUCGUGCCAUCCCUGAAGAAAGACUUGAGCUGUUGAACCCCUUGCUUCACGACGACGAGGGUAACUUUGUCGAGUGUUCUGAAGAGAACUUGAGGAAGCUCAUGAAGGAGAACCGUGGAGUAUUCAAUCAUCUCCAAGGCCUCUCUGCUAUGGUGAACAACCACAAGACGGCACACCUGACGAAGAGGAAGAAGCGUACGUCAAAGGGGUCGGGAAAAGCCUCAAGUUCGACUAAAGCCAAACCAGUUCUGCCUCAGGCUCAGCCGGAUCCCGCAUCGGCCUCUGUUCAGACUCCGACAAAGAAGAAAUUAAGCACCAACAAGGCUCUCAAAUCCUCGCCACUCACAGGACUCAGCGAGGAGUUGACCCUACCCACGCCCGGGAAGACAAUUACUCUACCCAUGACCCCGAAGAAGAACCGCCGACACUCGGACAGAAUUGCUGCCCUUGGGAAGAGCGACCUCAAGCUUGACAAAGGCACAGAAGAGGAAGACUCGGACGUCAAGAUGAAUUCGAGUGCAGACAGCAAUGAACAGAGCUCAGACGUAAAGAUGGAUUCGAGUGCUGAAAGCGACGAUGACUCCGAUUCCGAUGGCCCUGAUUCCGAUGACUUUCACAUGGGAGCAGUGGGUGCAAAGGCCCGGGGCCCUGCAAAACCCUCUACUGGUACGAAGUCGGCUCCUGAAGGCGCUAACACAAAACAAUCGACUCCCUCGCAGCAGCCUUCUGGGACAGCUGUGACUACUGCUCAGGACACACAAGACACGGAGCAGACUCAAUCACAGGGUCCUUGCAAGGAAUGGCACAUCAACAUUUCCACAAUGAGACGCGAUCUUCUCCAACCUAUUGUUCAUGACAGCUCGAACAAUUUUGUCGACCGGGGCGUUAAACCCUUCAAAGAGUUGAUGGCGAACAACCCACGUGUGUUCAACCGUUUGGACCAUCUUUUGGCUACCAUCUCAGCCCACAGAAAGGUACACGAAAAGAAGGGAACUUUGUCGGACAAACCUAUUCCUGCAGAAGAUCAUGAAGAAGAGCCUGGAAGUUCGUCUUGCAAGUUGUGGCAUCCUUCAACUCUGCAGACGAGAAUUGAUCUGCUCAACCCACGAGUUCAUGAUGCUUCUGGAAACUUCGUCGACCUCUCUGACGACGAUUUGCAAAAGCUCAUGGAUACAGGGUUGUUCAAGCGUUAUGAUCAAAUGAUGCAUCUGAUCAACGGCCAUCGCAAGGCCCAUGAGCAGGCUGGAACUCUGUCCAGCAGUCCUCAAAAGCUUGAGCAGGCAGAGGACAUCAGUUCUGCUGCUGAAGGAGCCGAUGAGCCGCAAGAACCACAACCUGAGUCUGUCCAAGUCAUGGAAGAGGAGAAUUGGAACCACUCGAACAACGAGAUGGAUUUGGAUGCUCCCGGCGACGAUGACUACGAUUCCGACCCAUACGGAGGAAUCCAAUAA
Aureobasidium uvarum is the source of this 5772-nucleotide messenger RNA. NCBI's taxonomy places the organism in Eukaryota, Fungi, Ascomycota, Dothideomycetes, Dothideales, Saccotheciaceae. The record is from the annotation of a GenBank genome assembly.